Molecule: messenger RNA, 6382 nt
Organism: Puntigrus tetrazona (Sumatra barb)
Lineage: Eukaryota; Metazoa; Chordata; Actinopteri; Cypriniformes; Cyprinidae
Gene: mapk10
Product: mitogen-activated protein kinase 10
Exons: 15
Coding region: 381-1685 (434 amino acids)
Biological process (GO): JNK cascade; protein phosphorylation
Cellular component (GO): nucleus; cytoplasm
Molecular function (GO): JUN kinase activity; ATP binding
Source: RefSeq, a predicted model, not a curated record
UCGGCUUUGACGUCAUCGCGCGCUCCCUCCGGUUGCUAGGGUAACCCGUCUCCCGCACCCCCAUCCACCCACCCACCCCUUCUCCAUCCGUACGCUGGUAGGAUCGGUAAUGGUACAGGCAGCAUCCUGCAGCACAAUGUGGUCUUUAAAUCCGUCGCGUACCGGGAUGUUUUGAACAGGACUGGACUGUCACCGGACCGGGAUCGUCGGACGGGCAGCUGGCACGGAAUGGUAUUUAUGAACAGACGUUUCUUAUAUAACUGCAGUGCUCCAGUCCUGGAUGUGAAGAUUGCCUUUUGUCAGGUGUGUGUUCCAUACAGGUAAAUUAAAAGGGUUUUGGCAAACAAGUUGAUGUUUCUUACAUUGCCCAGCAUUACAACAUGAGCAAAAGCAAAGUGGACAACCAGUUCUACAGCGUGGAAGUAGGAGAUUCCACCUUCACGGUUCUCAAACGCUACCAAAAUCUAAAGCCCAUCGGUUCCGGGGCUCAGGGAAUAGUGUGUGCUGGAUAUGACGCCGUCCUGGACAGAAAUGUGGCCAUUAAGAAACUCAGCAGACCUUUUCAGAACCAGACUCACGCCAAGAGAGCAUACAGGGAGCUGGUGCUUAUGAAAUGUGUCAAUCACAAAAACAUCAUCAGCUUAUUAAAUGUCUUCACACCACAGAAGUCUUUAGAGGAAUUCCAAGAUGUUUACCUGGUCAUGGAGCUGAUGGAUGCAAACCUUUGCCAGGUGAUUCAGAUGGAACUGGACCACGAGAGGAUGUCCUACCUGCUGUACCAGAUGUUAUGUGGAAUCAAACACCUGCACUCAGCCGGCAUCAUCCACAGGGAUCUGAAACCUAGCAAUAUUGUGGUGAAAUCCGACUGCACGCUGAAGAUCUUGGACUUUGGGUUGGCGAGAACCGCUGGCACUAGCUUUAUGAUGACGCCCUACGUGGUGACGCGGUACUACAGGGCUCCAGAGGUCAUCCUGGGCAUGGGCUACAAGGAGAACGUGGAUAUUUGGUCAGUUGGUUGCAUCAUGGGAGAAAUGGUGCGCCACAAAAUCCUAUUCCCCGGCAGGGAUUACAUCGACCAAUGGAAUAAGGUUAUAGAGCAGCUCGGCACGCCCUCUCCUGAGUUCAUGAAGAAACUGCAGCCGACGGUGCGUAACUAUGUGGAGAACAGGCCAAAAUACGCCGGCCUGACCUUCCCCAAACUCUUCCCUGAUUGCCUCUUCCCUGCAGACUCGGAGCACAACAAACUCAAAGCUAGUCAGGCCAGAGACCUGCUGUCUAAGAUGCUGAUCAUCGAUCCUGCAAAGCGGAUAUCAGUGGACGAGGCCCUGCAGCACCCCUACAUCAACGUGUGGUACGACCCGGCCGAGGUGGAGGCAGCCAGGAAUCAGCAGAUAUCUAUGCCUCCUCCACAGAUCUAUGAUAAACAGCUAGAUGAGAGGGAACACUCGAUUGAUGAAUGGAAAGAGCUCAUCUAUAAAGAGGUGAUGAACUUCGAGGAGAGAACAAAGAAUGGUGUGGUGAAGGGACAGCCCUCUCCCUCAGGUGCAGCCAUGAACAGCAGCGAGAGCCUCCCCCCCUCCUCCUCCGUCAACGACAUCUCCUCCAUGUCCACCGACCAGACCCUGGCCUCCGAUACCGACAGCAGCCUGGAGACCUCCGCCGGACCGCUGGGGUGCUGCAGGUGACUAACCGCCUGCCUGCGCAACCCCAUGUUCUUCAGAAGGUGAACGGCACCCGCCAACCCCAACCGGAAAUCCACAAACCUCGAAAACAUGUAAUUAAAGAAAAAAAAAAAAAAAAAAAAAGAGUAAAUAUAUACGUAUAAAAUAAUGUAUCACGCGUAAAUGACGACAAAGUAUGCAUUUUCAUUCAAAGAAACGUCUGGAUAUGUAUAUUUAUGAAUCUUUCACUAGUUGCUUUGCUUUGAAACCCCCUCAUAUGGCAUCCAAAAAAAUAAAUAAAUAAAUAAAAUAAGGAGACUUUCGAAAAAGAAGAAAAAAAAAAAUCGGGCAUCUAUGUAAAGUGUACAUUGACUGGCUGAUAUCUAAAACCUUGCGAUUUCUGUGCUUCACUCGAUGUGGCAGGGUGGGCUUUUUUGGGGGUUUUUAACGAGCACCGAUCAACCCUUGUUUUCUGUGAUGGUUUUCUGCUCGCUCCGGAUGUUUUCGGACGGGCCGGUGUGUCUGUGUGCGAUAAAAAUAACAUGUACAAUGGCGCCCCCUAUCUUUUGUAUAUAUGUAAUUGUGUACAGGCGUUCUCAGAGUGGGACUGACGGCCAGUAGAGGGAGCAUCUGCGCACCUUGCCACAUCACAGCUAACCACCCGUUUCCCUUUGCCUGUAGUCUUGCAUGGUCAGAGAUAAAAGUAACUAAGCUAAUUAUACAUAUACCAAUAUAGAGAACCGUGUUUAUAUAACAUUUAAGGGGCGAUCGUGGGCGUUUCUGUCGCUCAGGCAGGAAGCGAGGCUGCUUCACGGGAAGCCAUUGGGGGGUACAAGCACCUUCGCUCUCAUUUUCCGCCUUUGUGUUUGUGAAACUCCGACUCUCUGCGGCAGCCUUGCAUGCUGUACCCGUCACCCUCGAAAAGGCGCGCGUAACUAAAACGAAUGCAGGUCGAGAGCACGCACCUCAUCCCCGCGAACCGAAUCCCGUCUCCCAACUCACGUUUUUGCGUUGUCCGAAGGGAAUCGACGCGCUUGCUACCUAAAUUUCAAGCUGGAGUUUAUUUAUUUUUUGUCAGAUCUGGGAAGUGCCUUUGAAAUAAUGCAGUUUCCUCCUCGAAUAUAGUAACGCGACGGCUCUGGCAGAGGUUUUCCAGGUGGUGUCGGAUGUGUCGGGUCCGUGUUUACCCGUUCCCACAAUCCCCUGUUCGUGUAGAUCACCUAGUGUAGCGAUCCUGAAUGUCAUUGUGUGUUAAAAAGAGGCACCCGGGUUCAUAUUUCUACACUGAUCUGUUAUAAGCCCCAGAUCUAAGAAACUGCGGUGGCUCUAAACAGUAUUCGGACACUAGCGCCGCGCUUAAAAAACGUCGAGAAUGAUAAAAAAAUACAGUUCAAAGUGGUGCAGUUCAUCACGUUAAAUCAGAAACAUACCACUCGUGAGCAAUAUAGCUACCGUUUUAUGCCGUGGGUUUUUUCAAAUGUGUCCGAAUACGUUUUAGGGCCGCUGUUGGUUGCAGUGUAACCCCACUCUUCACGUUUAAUUGUUACAUUUUAAAAAAAAAAAAACACAAGUAAUGUAGUCUUUCGAAACACACAUGGCUGAUGUUUUUAGUAUUAGGUAAAGAUUAGCUUCAUUGAAUAAACAUUAUGCAGUACACAGUAAAUUGAACAUAUAAUAUUUAAGUUGUACGGUUUUGUUUUGUACCUGUAUUUGUCCGAUUUGAACCGUGUACUAAACAUUUUAAUAAAGGGAUGAAAUGCACAGGGGUUUUUUUUCGUUUGUUUACGCAGCAGCUCUCAUUUUCUAACUCAUUCUCACCCAGAAUCACCGUUUUUGUAAAGUUCUUUGGUCGUGUUAUUGUUAUAAAUUAUUGUUUUAAAUUCAGUAACACAUUUUUAUGGCACUGCAUGUAUAUACGUUUCCGCUUAAAGUAAUAGUUCGCCCAAAAAUGAAAAUUGCGCAAUAUGUACGCACCCUCGGGUUAUAUCCGAGAUAUACAUGAACUCUGAAACGGAUUUGGAAAAAUUUAGUCCAUCGGUUGCUCAGCAGUGAAUGGGUGCCGUCAGAACGAGAGUCCAAACAGCUGAUGAAACAUCACAGUAAUAUGCAAGUAAUCCACAAAUCUGUCGAUUAACGGUAACUUCUGGCCAAAAUAUGCCCAUAAUAAUGCGCCAUCCGGUGAAAAAGUCCAUCCCUGUUGUCCUCUCGCAUCAAAAUCGUUCACAUUUUUGCUCGCGAAUAGCCUGUGAUCUGUGCAUAUUUCUCUCCUGAUUCGGACAAGAUGAUUUUUCCACUAGAAAAAGCGAUAUCAUGGAUAGACAAUUGAAUUUUUUUUUUGGUGGGAACUGUUUCUUUAAGCACAUGCCGAAAUAUGCCCAGAUUAUGCUUUUCUUUUCAUGUCAGCACUAAUCAAUUUUUUAUUUUUUUGCAUACAUUGCAUCACCUUUUCAUCGUAAACCGACCCCUAUAAGAUAUUCUAGCCUUCCGCUGGACACCGAGAGCCGACAUCGUUCAAGUGCUGCUUUAAGAAAGACGGAAACCUCAGAACCUUGAUAUCAAAAGCCAUUUAAACACCCGCUUUAUUUGCAUGAACGUUAGCCGAAGUUUCCCAGCCUGAUCAGACCUUUUCACCGUAACAAUCAGCGUUUCAUAUCGUCUCCAGAGGACAGAGAGGGGUUCUGGGAGGUCUCCAGUCUCUGCAAACUACUUCAAUAUGGCUGCUGAUGAUUUUACAACAGGGUGGACACGUGCAUACAGUAGCUUUUGUAUUUCAAUUGUUAGAAUUCAAUACUAAUUGUAAAACGUCGCGUUGUGUAUCCGAUUUGUUUCAUUUUAGAAUAGACGGACAAUGUGGUGUGCCAUCUUGCAUUUUCUAAAGGUUUUUUUUUUGGACGAAAGGGCCCUCGUAUUUGUCGGGCGGCACGCAGGGUUAAUUUUCGCGACUCCAUCAUCUCAACCAUCUAAACCAGUUGUUACGAAAUGAAACGUCGACUCGUAACCGUUAAGGUUUCUUUGAAUUUCAGCCCGGGAGCGUGUAUUUCUCCCAACGGUGCUUCAAAUAACAAACGCUGGGAUGGAUUUUGGAACGGCUUCUGAUCGAUGUAGGCGUUUGUACUUUUUCCACAUCGUUAUAAUGCUGCUUCUGAAACCAGCGUCCGUUACAAACCUGCGACUCGACGCAGAACAGCGACGCACGCGGGACGCCACUGCUUUGGCAUUGUGGGUAAAGUACCGUAUCGUAGAGCUCGACUUUGUCUUGUGGAAGUGGGAGUGCGGCGCGCGAGCGGAAAGAACAAUCGGAAAUGAUGUAAUUUAAUGCGCUAUUACGAUGUCAUCACUGAAGCUCAAACCGAUUGGUCAGGAUGGUGGCCUUUACGAAAAAAUUGUAAAAUAGUCCCGCGUUUGGUUUGUUUUUAUUAAAACCGCCCAUUAUCCAGUCUUGUAUGUUGAUGGAUAAAUGCAUGUUCACUAGACGAAACAGUCCAGCGGCUCACAGUAAACACAUCUGUCAUGUUACGUUUGAAACAAAUGUGUAUUUAAUGUUCUGUUUUAGUAUGAAGUACAUGACUCCAUCCAGACGAACCGCACAACAGUGUACUGCUGACGAAUCCAUGUGGAAACACUCAGAGCAAUACAGACCGCAUCAUCAUUACUAUUCACUCCUUCCUACUUUUCCUUUCCUUACUUCUUCAGGCCCUUCAUUUCAUUUUCUUCCUUCACUUACUUUCGUUUCCUUUUCUUCUUCCUCUUAUUUCCUGCUUGUUUCCUUCCUUCCUUCCUUUUUUUCCUCAGUUUCCUUCUUUUACCGUGCUUCUUCCUUCCUCAUCUUCCUUGCUUUUGGUUUAAUUUACUUUAUUCCUUUUCCCACUUUUUUCUCUCUUCCCUUUAUUAUCGCUUCCCUUUUUCGUUUCCUUUUCCUUCUUCCCAGCAGGCACCGAAUGUCUAUUUAAACAACAUCAGACAUUGCUUUUGGUCGAAAGUGAAAACCGCGUUAACUUUGUAUUUUGGUUACAUUACCUAAAAACAACAAAAUAUCAAAAAUUGAUUUCACGUUGAAUUUUGGCUACCCGACAUUGCAACUGAAAUGUAAGUAAAUCUCGAAAUCUCAUGAUGUUGUACGACCGCUGGGUUCCUUCCUUCGUUCCUUCUUUUUUGUUUCCUUUCUACAUGUUUACAUUUCUGCCUUUGUCCUUCCUCCUUAUUUCCUGCCUUGUUUUUUCAGGGUUAUUCGGUGUCAGACACACAGCAGUGCAAUAACGCAACACUUUUAAGUGAAUAAUGAAUAAUGGAUUGUUUUUGUAAUCAUGCAUCGACGCCGUGCGCUAGUUAAUGUGACGAGUCUCAUGGUGAUGUUCAACUCAAUCAACUCUUUAUGGUUUCGUUUGGACAAUGUUUUGCUCUCUCUCUCUCUCUCUCUCUCUCUCUGUCUGUGCUGUCAGUGAGCCGUUCUGUUGAGAGUUUCAGACGGAGGCUGUGGUUCUUUACGCAGUGCCGUUUGACAUCUAAUGCCAUUUUCACACCUCCUGCUCCAGGCUGUUGUUCAAAUCAAAUUAUUCUACAAAUGCAAGAUAAAAUGAGAUGGUUGGGGAAAAAAAUGAAAAUAAAAAUUAAAGAUUUAAACAGCACUAUGGACUGCUGUUAGCACCCGACAUUUUAAAGGUACUGUGUAUGUAAUAUAAAUAUCUGUAUGUGACUCAAAAUAAACUCCUUUGACCUUGAAA